Messenger RNA from Oncorhynchus nerka (sockeye salmon), 6629 nucleotides. RefSeq names its product PAK4-inhibitor INKA2-like. Gene Ontology annotation, cellular component: nucleus. The transcript is spliced from 2 exons. The record is from RefSeq and is a predicted model, not a curated record. Lineage: Eukaryota; Metazoa; Chordata; Actinopteri; Salmoniformes; Salmonidae. Gene Ontology annotation, molecular function: protein serine/threonine kinase inhibitor activity; protein kinase binding. The coding region runs from base 3117 to 4193 and encodes 358 amino acids.
UCAUCACUGACAAAUGUAGCUAAUUAGCAACUUUGCAACUACUAACUGCUUUUUAGCCACUUUGCAACUAAUUAGCAUGUUAGCUAAACCUAACACUAACCCUUAACCAUUUAACCUAACUCCUAACCUUAACCCCUAGCUCACCUAGCUAACAUUAGCCACAAUAAAUUGGAAUUUGUAACAUAUCAUCCAUAUUUCAAAUUCUUAACAUAUUGUGUCAUACGAUUUGUAAUUCGUAAAAUAUAAUACUAAUUGUAAUUCGUAACAUAUCAUGUUACAUCCACAAAUUGAUACAUACCAUACCAAACCUAACAUAUCAUAUCUAUUUGAGUGUUCAUUAUGUGACGUCUACCCCUGAGUCCAGGUUGAACCAGCAACUAUCAGGAAAUAACAGUGAUACAUUUUUUUCACACAUUUACAAUGUUAGUUUCAUAAGGUGUUGUGCAAUCUGAUAUAAAACACAGGAAAAACAUAAAUUGUACUGCACUGGGCCUUUAAUGGCUGAUCAUCCAACAUUAAUUCGAGACUGGCAGCGAUUACUCCCAGAGUUUGAGAGUAUUGAGUUCUUCAUUGACAAUUAGCUUUAGUUUGUGUGUGAGGAUGGCUGGAUUGCCUUUAGCCUGCACUCUUACUUCUCAAUACAUACUCAGUCAUUCCCCAAACCCUUACAGCUGACAGUUACAGGCAGACAGUAACAUAUCACACUGCUGAAGUAAUGCUAGCACACUAACGUUACUGAAAGCUGCGGACUUAGCGUCAGUAUUUGAGACAUUGCUUAAGUUAAUGGUACCACACAGUGUUUCAUGCCCUGAAGCUCCUGAUUCACAGAUUUCGACCUGGAGGAUGUGGAGCAGCGCCUGUCUGUUCCAGUUAAUAUGAGAGGGAGGCGAAUAGCAGCCGUAUUCUAUGAGUCACUGACUCAAGCCAUCUCUGCAACACAUUACAGUAAACAUCUGGGGAGGUACAGUACACUGCCCUGGGGGACAGGGGGGUGAGCAGUCACUCAGUCAGUCUCAUCCAGCAAAAAUCUGAUGCCAGCUAUAGGAUAUGAUUUGGGGUGGCAAGUAGCCAAGUGGUUAGAGUGUUGGACUAGUAACCGAAAGGUUGCAAGAUCGAAUCCCUGAGCUGACAAGGUACAAAUCUGUCGUUCUGCCCCUGAACAAGGCAGUUAACCCACUGUUCUUAGGCCGUCAUUGAAAAUAAGAAUUUGUUCUUAACUGACUUGCCUAGUUAAAAAUAAAAAUCUGGAAAUGUCUGACAUAUUUGGGUUAAAAGUUUUGUGGCCAUGCGCUGGCAGAGCAAGUGCCUUAGAUGGCACAGUGAGGCCAACAAUAGGACUGCUCCGCAGGGCACAUUAUGAAUCAUUUAACAGAGCCAGAGAGUCAAGAUGGAGUAAACCACGUGUGCUUUUUGAUAACUGGAGGGAAUGCGUGUAUUUGGGGGCACGGGGAAGGGUUGCAUGUGAGCAGUAAGCAAGGCAUUAAAACAUGGCAUAAACAAGUUAGCCAGCUAGAUUCCAUGAGAAUAGGAUGAAUAGUAGCAUCUCCAAACAGGGGUUGUAGUGAAGCUGUAGAAGGUUAACUUCUAUACCUUGUGACGUAGUCUUUUGAAUCAUACUGGUGUAAUGUUUUUGAAAAAGCCACGUUGUUUAAUGGAGAUGUCUGUAAUUGGGAAAGUGUGCAUCAUGUGGUAAUGCUGGUUGAACUUUGAUGUGGUUUGAAGUAAAACGUAAUAAAUACAGUCUGUUCCCCAGCUUCUAAAGACUCCAGCUAAUUAUACCUAAUGAAGUCAACCAUAGGUGUUAGCGCCUAGAACCGCAGGAGAACACAGAGAUGACCUCAUUGUUCCAAUUACCUUCUCCUUCUAUAAUGGCUACUCAGGAAACAAAGACUCCUUUGUCUCCAGCAUAUGCUUAGAUAGACAUAUUAUAUGACCUUUGCCAAUGUUAUUCAUAACCUAAAUUAUUCCACUAUCUUUCCAUAUGCUUCAGAGUAGGCCUACUGAUGUUACUUUUCAUUUUCGGUGGAAAUGUCAGCUGAGCUGCAUAUUGAUUCAAAUGACAUCUUCUAUGAGACCUUUUCAAGUGCUUCUUAAUGCGUAAUGAUCUUUGUUGGAAUAUGUGGGACUGAAAGGCUAGUUUAGCGUUUGUCAGUGCAGUGGCUCUUGCAACGGUUGAAAGUAGACAAAUUACAAAAUUCAACAGAUUAUUUUUCAUGCAGAUUAACUUGAGUUACUCUUUUCAAUAUGAAAGUAUGAAGUAUUUUCAAUGUGAUUCAUGAGGGCUCUUUACAUAUGAAGCAUUAUAACAUGUUAUUAACAUGUUGUUACAUAAAAACAACAGUCAUACACUAGGACAAACUUGCAGAUUAUUAUAUUCACCUCUCAAUCACUGCUGGUGAUACUCUCCUGUCUGUCAUAUGCUACUGUGUUAGUUACUGUAAAACAGGAUCCAAUGCUUUCCCACUAGGCACUAAUGGUACCCAGAUACAGUACCACUGACCUUGUGAUUUAUGACACCCACCCACGUCCCGUUCUUCAAUCAUUUAGACCGCUGCGCCACGUCAAGAUGGAUUAAGGCACUGCAUCUCAGUGCUAGAGGCAUCAAUACAGACCCUGGUUCCAUCCCGGGCUGAAUCACAACCGGCCGUGAUCGGGAGUCCCAUAGGGCGGCGCACAAUUGGCCCAGCGUCGUCCGGGUUAGGGGAGUGUUUGGCCAAGGUAAAUAAGAAUUUGUUUUCAACUGACUUGCCUAGUUAAAUAAAGGUUACAAAAAAAACAACAUAUGGCAAGGCCCCCAUAACGACCCUCACACCCUCACUUACCCUGCUGUUACCCCAAAAACCACUUCCACUGCUGCUGACUCUCACCCGGUCUUUGUCAAUCAAUGUGUGCUUGAGUGAACCCACCCCCACAGUUAGGGAUUAACGUCUAGACACAGCUGAUUGGCUACCAGAACAGGCACUGGCCCUGAUUGGCAGGGGCUUCAUAUAGGGGCUGACAGGAAGGGCUGUUUGAAAGGUGAGAGAGAGGGGAGCAGAGACGGACUGACAGAGCAGCCAACAGAGAGGAGAAAAGAGAAAGGGAAAGACCUCUGGGAAAGUUAAAACAAGGUGUCUAUGAAGGAGGCAGGAGAUGGCCUCCAUGCUCAGAUGAACUCCAUGAUGGGGGCUCUUCAGGAACUCAAGCUUCUACAGGUGCAGACAGCGCUAGAGCAGCUAGACAUCUCAGGGAGGUCUGUCCAAAGGGCGGCCCCACCACCAGCAGAGGACACAUGCCCUGGCCCUAUCCCCAGCCUCAAUGCUACCAUUGGCUUUGGCCACGAUGAGACCCUGAGGCCCCCCCUGGUCAGGACAUCCAGCCGGGGGGGACACCAGAGCAGCCUGGGCACCUCGCCCUCUUCCUCCAGCCUGGAGACAGUAGAGACUGAGAGUGAGAACCAGCCUCUCCCUCUCCCCCGCAGAGUGUCUGGAUACACCACCCCACAGGUGGAGUACUGUGGCCCAUGUCUUAGCCAAGUGUUUCCAGAGCAUCACCAGCCGGCUCACUCAGGCCAGGUAUUGGAUCUCCCUGGCAUUCUCUAUAGCCUGUCCAGGGAAGGCCCCUCGCUGGACAGCGACUACUCCCAGGACAGCAUGGACGACUCCAGAGACUGGACCUCCUCGCUCAUGAGCCGCAGCCGCAACCGGCAGCCACUGGUGCUGGGGGACAACGUUUUCGCCGACCUGGUGGGCAACUGGCUGGACCUGCCUGAGCUGGAGAAGGAGGAGAUGAUUGGCUGGACCGACAGGCCCGACUCCCCGGCCCACCCUCUCUGUCUCAGCCGCUCCCAGGAGAUCUGCAGGAAGGUCUCUCUGACCACCAAUAUCUUCAAGAAGUUCCUGCGCAGUGUGAGGCCCGACAGGGACAAGCUACUUAAGGAGAGGCCAGGCUGGAUGGUCCCUGAGAGUCAGGAGGCCGAGCUCUUUAAGAGGCCCAAGAAAGUGUCUAAGCAGCAAACCAAGGGGAGCUUCUACCUCCCGUUCUGGGCAGGUGUAGGGCAGCAGGGUAAGGGACGGCCAUGUCCCCAGUUGGCUGAGGAGAGACAUCCCACGAGCCAGGGCCAGUUCUCUGGGCUUUACAUAGACAGGAGACAAGGGGCCAGAAUGGAGAAAAUGCUGCCCUUGUUUGACUAUAACACGGCUGUGUGGGUGUGAUGCUGACGCUGCUCUAGGAUGCUGCGGUGGUGGCAGGUGUUGGGGAUUUGGCUGGGAGCUCUUGGGUGGAAACAAGGAGGUUUGUGUGUCUGUCUGUCUCCUUCUCCAAGAGAAAAGGCAGACUGAGGGAUGAAUAUCCAGACUAUUUCCCAAUAGAGAGAUUAUCAGGGAAACUGUUUGUCUGACAAUCCUAAGACCUUUUUGUCUGUGACUGUGAGAGCAAGCAGGACUUUCUCUAAUAGAUGGGUUCACCAAAGUUAAUAAGAUUCUAAUGAGUGCAUAAGUGCCCUGGACUAUACAAUAUACGGUACUUCAAUAUGGACAUAAUGAUGCUCUGAAUUUGUUACAGCAUCAUCAUGGUUUCAAACCUCAACCCUGUUUCAUAUGUUUGAAUUCUACUGUAUACCCAAGUGUAUCCCCACCCUCAUCUCGUACUUCUGUCAGUUGUGACACAUCCUGCAUGGGCACUACUAAAUGUUUCAUCUAUGACAUUGUGAAACAGUCACUGAACUGCCACUGAACACAACCACAGGUGCUUCUCUGCCUCGCUGCCCAGAGUCAGACGGCUGGAUGAAUACACACAGAGUGUAAUAUUGUUCCAUCAGCCUAACUCAGGGAUCGGGACGUGGCCUGUGUGACCGACUGGGUUCAAACCUGGAUCUCCUGUACACCACAAGACUGUUAGCCCGCUGAGGUAAAGCCUAGGUAUUAGCUUGGGGAGCUAACACAGGUCUUCAGGUCUCAGGCAAGGUUACUCAUCACAUGGUUCCUUGGUUUCGAACCACCUCUGUUACAUCUUCACCAUCCACCUACACACACAGGAUAGGGUUAAAGGCCCAGUGCAGUCAAAAAAGAGAUUUACCUGUGUUUUAUAUAUAUUUCCUCACUAUGAGGUUGUGAAAAUGAUUGUAAUGCCCUUUUAGUGUAAGAGCUGUUUGAAAAGACAUGCAGACAUGAUGGCACAUCGUGACUCUUCAGCCAAUCCUCCUGGAUAGUGUAUUAUACAUGGCAGAGAGCGAGGGAGUGAGAGCGAAAGAGCUGUGUACCAUCUGGCUGCCUACAGUUACAUAAGGACAAGCUAGCAGCACAGACAAGAGGUGCAGUCAUUCAGCGUAGGCUGUCGAGUGUUUUGAAACCAACCCUAAGCUGUGAUGCUGAAGUUACAUGUAUGUAAUGCCAGACAGGGCCUGGAGACAGGGCCUGGAGACAGGGCCUGGAGACAGGGCCUGGAGACAGGGCCUGGAGACAGGGCCUGGAGGCCUGGAGACAGGGCCUGGAGAGUUCAUGUAGAAAGCAGAGGACUGAGGAGGAGAAUGUUUACAGUGAAUCAUUCCACAUGUACAUGCAGUACUAAAUGUCACGAUGUCAACAAAGUCAUUUUGUUGCCAUUGUGUAAAGUCAUUUUAAAAAGGGACUUAAAGAGAUGAAGGUUGAACCCGGAAGGUAUGUGGUUAGACCAAGCACUCUUUAUGAAACUGUAUGAAGGAGGUGUUGUGAAGAGAUUUGAGAGAGCAGCAUGAACAAUAGAAUGGUUUAGCAACAUUUGCAAUAAUUUUCCAGAGCUGAGCUCCACAUAUAAUUUCCUCAGGGAAAUCACUGUAAUUACAAAAACUAUUUAUCUUCUUUAGAAAACACACGGUAUGUAAGUACAAUCCUCAGCCCUCACUAGUAAUAAGAGUGGCCUGAGAAGUCAAACAUCACCCCAUCCAUUAAUUCAACAGACAUGAUUAUGAAUGUUCCAAUGCAGCCAUUUUUAUCUCAAUAUCAAAUAAUUUCCGGGAAAUAAUUAAGUAACUUACUGUGAUUGUUUUCGAUUAAAAUUGUCAAAAAGAAACAAAAAUACCUUCUUAGCAUGAGCAAUUUCUCAACCAAAAAUUUAGCUAGGACUGAGUGUGGAAGAGAAAACUGUAAACUAGUUGUUAUUGGCAGAGAGGUUUGGAACACUCAUUGUUAUCUCACCAGGCAGGCCAAAACUCCAUCCCCACAAAACAGGCUGAAAUUUCAGGCGGUCUAUUCAAACAGCUCUUAAACUAAAAGGGCUUUAAUCAUAAUUUUCACAAUUUCACAGCAUUACUCCAACCUCAUAUUGUGUAAAUAUAUAUAAAACACAGGCAAAUCAUGUUUUUGACUGUACUGGGCCUUUAAAUAUCUCUUAAUGUACUGAAAACACAUGGGUUUCUUUCAAUAUUCAGGUCGGAUUAUAUUCAGUAAAUCACACACACAGACGGACAGUCUCUACAAAAACGGUUAUGCCAUAAGAGCCUCUAUGAGCCUCUCUCUGCCUGUAGUCUUAUUCAUAUUUACAGCUAUAAUUGUCAUUUUAGCACUGUUGUUAAAACUGUGGUUCUGCGAACCUCAAAGUGUUCCCGAGUGUAAAUUUGCACUGUAAAACUUCCACUGGCUCUUUGUAAAUUAAACUUUUUUCUGAAGACAAUG